Protobothrops mucrosquamatus (brown spotted pit viper) is the source of this 2548-nucleotide messenger RNA. RefSeq names its product regulatory factor X6 (gene RFX6). The transcript is spliced from 16 exons. The record is from RefSeq and is a predicted model, not a curated record. Gene Ontology annotation, molecular function: RNA polymerase II cis-regulatory region sequence-specific DNA binding; DNA-binding transcription factor activity, RNA polymerase II-specific. The annotation marks the transcript as partial. Gene Ontology annotation, biological process: regulation of transcription by RNA polymerase II. NCBI's taxonomy places the organism in Eukaryota, Metazoa, Chordata, Lepidosauria, Squamata, Viperidae.
ACAAUUCGCCAGAAAUUUCCUCUCCUCACCACUAGGCGGCUGGGUACAAGAGGCCAUUCAAAAUAUCACUAUUACGGAAUUGGCAUCAAAGAAAGCAGUGCAUAUUAUCAUUCUGUGUAUUCUGGCAAAGGUUUAACAAGGUUUUCUGGAAGCAAGUUGAAGAAUGAGGGUGGCUUUACACGGAAAUAUUCUUUAAGCUCCAAAACGGGGACUCUUCUCCCAGAAUUCCCCAGUGCUCAGCACCUUAUGUUGGACCAGUGUAUCUCUAAAGACAAGGUGGAUACCCUUAUCAUGAUGUACAAAACUCACUGCCAAUGUGUCCUUGACAAUGCCAUUAAUGCAAACUUUGAAGAGAUCCAACAUUUCCUAUUACAUUUCUGGCAAGGAAUGCCAGAGCAUCUUCUCCCCCUGCUUGAAAAUGCAAUUAUCCUGGACAUCUUCUGUGUUUGCGACUCAAUACUCUAUAAGGUCCUUAUAGAUGUACUCAUCCCUGCAACUAUGCAAGAAAUGCCAGAAGGAAUAUUGGCUGAUAUAAGAAAUUUUGCUAAAAACUGGGAACACUGGAUGAUUUCUGCACUAGAAAAUCUACCGGAAGAACUUGCAGCAAAGAAAUUACCAAUUGCACGGAGAUUUGUAUCUUCCCUGAAGCGUCAGACCUCCUUUUUACACUUAGCCCAGAUUGCACGUCCCGCUCUCUUUGAUCAACAUAUAGUGAAUGCCAUGGUUGCUGAUAUUGACAAGGUUGAUCUGUAUGGCAUUGGAUCCCAAGCACUUCUCACUAUCUCAGGAAGCCUGGACUCUGAGGUGGAGGGCUACACUGAAUAUGACUCUAUUACAGUGUUCCAAGAAUUGAAGGACCUCUUAAAGAAGAAUGCUACUGUGGAAUCGUUUAUUGAAUGGCUGGACACGGUCAUUGAGCAAAGAGUUAUUAAGGCAAGCAAGCAGAAUGGUCGGUCUCUAAAGAAGAGAGCCCAAGACUUCCUUCUCAAGUGGAGCUUCUUUGGAGCUCGAGUAAUGCACAAUCUCACUUUGAACAAUGCAUCCAGUUUUGGUUCAUUUCAUCUCAUCCGCAUGCUUUUAGAUGAAUAUAUCCUCCUUGCGAUGGAGACCCAAUUCCACAACGAUAAAGAACAAGAACUUCAGAAUUUAUUGGACAAAUAUAUGAAGAAUUUAGAUGCCAGUAAAGCCACCUUUACAGCAUCCCCCAGUUCUUGUUUCCUAGCAAACCGCAACAAGGCUGUCCCAAUUGCUAGCGAUGCCUCAGUGAAAAACGAAUGCCUGGUAGAGCAAACCUAUUUCUCUUUAUCAUCCAGUCAUCAUGGAAGCAUAUCGUCUGGCCUGAACCCAUGCCCUGCAGGAGACAGUGAGAAUAUGCAACCCACAGGUCAGACAGACCUCUCUCAGAGCACUGCUCACCUUAUCACUCCGCCCAUUUCUCCAGCCAUAGUCAGCCGAGGAAGUGUUAUCAACCAGGGACCGAUGGCUGCCAGACCAUCCAGUGUAGAUCCAUCAUUAUCUGCACACUCCCACUGCUCUUCUUAUUCUGAAUAUCUCUAUCAGACGGUGCCACAAAUGAACCAGAACUUCUAUGGAGCCGGUGCCAAUUAUCCAGCCAUGUUCAGGGCCCAGACACAUCUGCCUUCGGGAUCCUGUCCCCAGAGGGCAGAAUCUAGCCUUUGCCCAGCAGCCAAUGAGCAGCAACGUUUCUCCCGGGACCACUUCAAUAGCAGUUGUGCUGUGUCUUCAUACAGUACCCGUUCCCUUCCUCUUUAUGGAGCCUCUUCAGCUGCACAGGAGACACAUUGUAUGCAAAUUUUGAACAAUGGGAGCUGCAGCUUUGCGAACAACACCCCAACGAGUUCUUGUCAAGGAUCAUCAUAUUCCACAGCUGCUUCUAAUGGGUUCUAUGGAAAUAACACAAACUAUUCAGAUUCCCACAGAUUUGAGUCAUUGGUAGAUCAGCAUGUUUCUGUCAUCAGCAGCAUAAGCAGCGUUCGCCCGUUGCCUCCAUACAGUGACAUUCAUGAUACACUCUGCAUCUUAGAGGAUACAGGAAGGAAACAGGGAACAUCUUAUUAUCCAGAUGCCUCCAUCGUGGGUCAAAACUCUAUAACUUCAGAAAUGCUGCCUGCUCUGCCUACAAAUUCCUCUCAAUGCAUGUAUAGCCAUUCUCGACAAUGCCCUUCUCAGGAACCAAUGGACUCUUCUGGACAAGCUAACAAUGAGAUGGUGUCAUCCUUACCACCAAUUAAUAUUGUCUUCAUGGGAACUGCUGCUGGAGGCACCUGAUUUUUAGUUCUCACUUACUUCCUCCACUUAGCAACUUUGUUCAUCAGAAAAGUUUUACAAAUUGAUUUUAAAGAGUGUCCAGAAAGAUUUUAUGGUGCAUGCUUAAGUAAUAUUGGACUUCUCAGUCCGAGUGCAAAUUAUUUCUUAUAUGUAAAUGAGAAUAUACUUGCAAAGUGGUUUUCUUCUUAUUGCUGACUGGGUUUAAAUGCACAUUUAGAGAAUGAUCAUAUUUCCAGUUUCCCCUCAUUGCAAUUUAAAA